AUGACUUUUGUAAAGUGGCGUAGGUUAGCCCCUAAACCCGUGGACCAUACCGCACCACCAACCAAAAAGGAACCAAAAAAAAAAAAGUCUGCUACCAUACAACCUUCAACCUUCACAACCGCAACAUCUCACCUCACACCUCCAUCAAACAAAGACCGAAGACCAAUUCAAACAAUGGAGUCCCCAAAACUCUCCCCCGCUGUAUCCCCCCUAUCCACACCAAACAGAUCUAGAACGUCAUCCCGUGGCUCACACCUAACUCUCGACCUCUCCUCCUUACCACCACUCACUCAGCCAGCAACACCCACAAACACGCUUCUAAUAACCAAUCUCAUAAACCCCUCGAUCUUCGACUCACCCCACCUGCAGCAACUCCGCAGCGUAAUCGAGUCCUCGGCAACACUAGUCUCCUGGUCCCCGCUAAAGUCCUUCCGGCGGAUCGUGUGCUCCUUCGCGACGACGGAGGACGCCAUUAGUGUGCGCCAGGUGCUGGAUGGCGAGGCAAUCAUGGGAGACCGUGCACGUGUUUACUUCGGCGAGCACACACCCGUACAACCGGUGGACCAGCACCUACAGGCGCCGGAGUCGAAGAAGCUCUUCUUCAUCUCGCCCCCGCCCUCGCCGCCACACGGCUGGGAGCUGCGCAACGAGGAGCCGCCGAAUGCCGUCGUCGUCGCAGAGGACUUGGCGCGGGCGCUCGCGCGGCUGGAUUGGGUGAGGGCUGGUAAGAGUAAUACUAGAGACAGCGGGGUGGAUGGUGCUAGUGGCACGGAGGCGGGGGGAGUGUCACCCACCUGCCGCCCUAGGUCCGCCAGCUCCGUCGUCCUAUUCGAGCCGGAGGAGGUCGGGGAUGGCGAGAAGAAGAUGCCCGCCAUAUCCGUUGAUGAUUAUACCGAUUCCGGAGACGAGGCGAGUCCUGUUUCGCCGGUGGCUCCGGUAUCGCUACACACGGCCAGACCACCCGUCGAGCUUAUUCAGGACGCUUAGAUUUACUUGCUUUCUUUCCUUUCCCUUUUUUUUUUCUUUUGCUUGCAUCAAAUUUUUAAUAUGGAUGGAGCGGUUGUGGGUUCUAUAGUUAACUGAGGUGGAUGGAAGGGCGUCUUUCAGGUGUUUUAACUGAUGUUUUGUCUUUUCUUUUCUUUUCUUUUCUCUUUACGGGUGUCCGGGGGGGUGUACUCGGGGUGGGGGUGAAGUAUUGGGACAAGCAGGGGGCUUGAUGUCUGUGUGAAUUACUUGAAGUGGGAUUGAAGAUACCAAUUUGAGUAAUUUGCACAGACAUCUAACCCCCCUGCUCGUCCCAAUACUUUCCCCCUACCCUAGUAUUCGUGCAAGACAAGGAUUGUUUUGCUCGUUCACUACCCCUGUCUUGUACGAAUACAUCUCUCCGGGUACCGUACUCGUAGAGUCAAAGCGUUUUUAAAAAGGACUGCUAUUGCAUACCGCCAAGACUUGGCCAUUUUGUUUGGAUCUGGGUGGUAUGUGAUAGUAGCUCUUUUUCAAAGCACUUCUACUCUACGAGUAACUAUACACAUUUUCCUGUUUUUCUCUUCUUCUGCAAGAUGUAGAACAGGAAAUGCGGAUUAUUACUAUUGGGUUCGGUCUAGUCUAGUCUAGUCAGCGGAUAAGGGAGUUUUCUUUCCUUUCCUUUUCCUUUUGUUUGUUCUGCAUCCCUCUCUUUUUCAAUCUUUUAUCCCAAUCCAGUAAAGUACAGUACAUCAUUAACCCUCCAACUCAGUAAAUAUUUUUUCCUCCUUCAAAA
This is a messenger RNA of Tuber melanosporum (Perigord truffle), 1759 nucleotides long. RefSeq lists its product as uncharacterized. Gene Ontology annotation, molecular function: calcium-dependent protein serine/threonine phosphatase regulator activity; nucleic acid binding. The transcript is spliced from 4 exons. The coding region runs from base 1 to 987 and encodes 328 amino acids. Gene Ontology annotation, biological process: calcium-mediated signaling. Lineage: Eukaryota; Fungi; Ascomycota; Pezizomycetes; Pezizales; Tuberaceae. The record is from RefSeq and is a predicted model, not a curated record. Gene Ontology annotation, cellular component: nucleus; cytoplasm.